Molecule: messenger RNA, 4617 nt
Organism: Aureobasidium melanogenum CBS 110374
Lineage: Eukaryota; Fungi; Ascomycota; Dothideomycetes; Dothideales; Saccotheciaceae
Exons: 7
Coding region: 1-4617 (1538 amino acids)
Biological process (GO): intra-Golgi vesicle-mediated transport; early endosome to Golgi transport
Cellular component (GO): TRAPPII protein complex
Source: RefSeq, a predicted model, not a curated record
AUGGAGUCCACCUUGAGUUCAAAGGUCACUGUCGAGUACCAUGACCCCUCUGGUAUCUUCCCUUUGAUCUCGCGUGACCUAUCAUCCAGGUUACCUUUGCGCAAUCUGAAUUGGAAGUCUCCCUCAAGACCAUUACGCUCAAUAGGCGCCCUCCAUGUCGAAUUUGUUCCCGAUGCUCAGACCGAAGCUUCAGAGAGCGACAAACUGCAGCGUGUCGACUCCUACGGCUCCAGAGCUGGCGCUUCCUCAGUCGCCAAAGAGAGACGACAUCAGAUUCCCGGCCUUCGCCAGACUCCCUACCUCAGAGUCUACCUUCUACGAUGCGAUGACAAGGAUACAUACAAGGCUUCGUCACGUCAGCUGCUCCGCGACUGGAUCAAUAAUGUCGAUCCAUCUUCCAAGAGCUCCUCCGCUGUUAAUCGAUCCGAGGACCACGACGCUGCUGAAUGGCUCAUCCUGCACGUGGUCAUUCCUGACACCAUUGCCGCUUCCGAACCCCGCUGGACCGCCGCAUCCAAGAAAGACCCCGAUGAGUUGGUCGAGAGGCCGUCGAGCACUACUAAAUGGCCCGGUAAGAGCUCAAGGACUGUACUGGACAAGAUACGCGCCGAUUUUACCGCUUCCUCCAAGUCAGGUCCAGAGCGUAUUGCUCAAAUCAGACUGCAAAAGAAGGAUGUACCUCCACAGCUGCUACCACAGACGCCUGUCACCCAACCUUACAUUGAAAGCCCACAAGAACAAGACAAUGCCUGGCAGGACCUCAUCGCGAAGUUCAAGACGUUAAUCCUGAUGUCUUUUGAUCUACGUGUACUACAGUAUGAGGAUGAUAUUCGUGAGAAAGACUCUCAGCGUUCUCUACCUGGUUGGAAUUUUUGCACCUUCUUCACUUUGAAAGAAGGCCUAGCUCGUGGUUUCGAGAGUGUUGGCCUAGUCGAAGAUGCUUUGGCAAUAUAUGACGAGCUUUCGGUAGGGCUUGACUCUGCUCUACGUGAUCAUGGACCUGGUGCUUCUCAAGGUACUUUUCUCGGUGACCUGAGCACUCAGAAAGGUUCUCUUUUGGAAAUGAUCAACGCGUCAACAGACACAUCCAAACUUGAGCAACUAACUUCGCAGUUCCGAGAGACAUAUAAGCUGCCACUGGAUCUGACUAACAAGGACUAUCGCGGUGAAAUUGUUUCGAGCACCAUAUCUCUUUUGGACUUCCGACUAUACAUCUUUGCGAGGCAAAGAACACUUUUGCUUCGUCUGAGUGCUGGAAGUGGCAACCUUCAACAGGCUAGACCUUCUAGUGCCAGGGACAACCCCAAAGAAGACAAUUUGACUUUUGCUGCUGAAGUUUGUAAGAGAGCGGCCCUUUUUGCUGCUACCAAUGCUCGUGCUCUUCGCAGCGGCCUUACCGAAGGGUCUGAAAUCAAUUCUCAUACUUCUUCACUUGCGGAGAACAUCGCUUCCUCUUGGACAUAUGCUGUGCUUGAACAGGUCCUCGACGAGACUGCAUCAAAAGAUUCUCCACCAUCCGGCGAGAAAUCUUUAUUGCAAACGCCAAACCAAACAUCGGGUGUCUAUUCCAGGAAAGAGGCUGGUGGUAGUUUCAACUUUCCUCAAGGUGCAAACACUCAUCCUACGCGGUCUAGCUCUUUGCAACGCACUGUGUCGUCCUCAUCACAAUUGACACCACAAACGAUAUACGAAAAUGAACGAUAUUCCAGAUCUAGCCCCAAUACUCAACCAGAUACUGCAACCACAAAUGGAGCUGGCAUUGCUGUCCUUGCAUCUGGUCGGGCCCAGCUUCUCAUAAUGCAGCGGAGGAUCAUUGAAGCUCUCGCAAAACAGAGGGGUUGGCUUUCGGGCUGGGCGGCGAUCCAAUCGACACAAACCCUUACUGACAUUGAUCUUGACGGUGAAAAGGUCCAACGAGAGGAAGCAGAGUCACAGACAUCGACAUCGCCUGCAGUAAUCGAGAAGAUAGCAAACAUGCUCCUUAGUGCUCCGCUGUCGACUGCGCUCGCAUCUUUGGAAGAGUUCAGAGCUGUCUACGAGCAAUUGAGCGAGCUAGCAGUGUCACAAUUCACUAGAGCGAAUCACACCAAGUCUGCUGACUCUGUCCUAAGCGACCUUGCUAUACUCAAGUACCAACUUGGUGAUGUGGCUCAAGCAGCUACUUACUUCCAGCGCUCAUCUACAACUUUCUCAAAAACAAGUUGGUCCUACGUCCAUGGUGAGAUGUUGAGGAUAUACGCCAAAUGUCUGAAAGAACUGCACCGACGGGACGAAUACAUGAGAGUCAUGCUAAGUCUGCUGGGCAAGGUUGUUGCACGUCGUACAGCAAGAGCAUUGCCUCGAGUACGCAGCAUCUCCGCAUGGCUAGAUGAAGAGACUGUUGAUGUCAGUGGUGUCCUCGGAGAGCUCGUGAGUUUCUCAGAUGAGUUGCCCUACAAUUUCACAGCUUCGAUGUCCGAUUUCUUUGCUGGGAUCGACGUCAGUCCGGAGAUCGCACUGCAUCCAGAUCAGGAUGGAUUCGGCUUGCAUGUCCGCUUCAAGCAUCUUCUGGAUGAUGACCUUCAGGUUGAUCGUGUUAAACUACGACUGGUGUUAGCAACCGACACUAGCCAGGAGAUACUUCUGCAGAGUGAUGGUCUUCUAGAGUUGAAACGAGGCCCUACAACCCUUCAAGUUCACUCGAACGUCACAACCUAUGGGCAUUAUCUGAUCGACAAGCUGGUAUUAGAGUCUAGGAAGCUACACUUUACGCACGAAUUCCAACCAAAACCACAGACAACACCACUGGGCAUAACUAAUGCCAACGCAUCCGAGAGAAGAUCCAGCAUGAGUGGACCUUCAUUGCUAAUCUAUCCUCAUGGUAAUUCUCUGGAAGUCCAAGCAACGUUGGCCAACGAAAUACACAUCGACAAAAUACGAUCGGUCGUGUUUACAAUCUUGACAGGGCGCAACAAGACUGAAAGCCUCGAUCUCCGAUUGAAGUCUGCCUCUGCUGGACUGAGAUUACACACUGCGGAUGCUGCAAUCAUUGAGAGUGAUCAUAGUCAGCUAGACACAUCGCAGGCUGGCAUGCUCAAGCUUGGUGCUGUGGAGGCAGGAGUUGUUCUCAAAGUCCGAGUGCCAUAUAGCACAGAACGCAGCCUUGAAGAGCUUACCAUGAAACUAGAGGCGAAGUAUCAGACCAGUCAGGGGAUGUUCUCGUAUCUCCGUACUUCAACAAUCCCGGCUGCGCUCCCUCUGGAUGUGGAUGUUAAUGACAUCUUCAAAUCCCAGGCUCUUUUCUCGCGCUUCAGCAUUCGGACAACAAACGCAAUACCGUUGAAUAUCACAAAUGUACAGGUUGAAGAGUCGCAUGCAUACGGAGUGCGAGCUCUGCCUUGCCCCUUGCCGAUGACUGUGUUUGAGAAACAGCCUGCCAGCCUUACUUACAAAGUUACGAGAAAGGACAGCGAAGGAAGCGAACUAAACAAGAAGGAAGCAGCAUUGGCACUAACGGUCGAGUACACGCGUUCAGACGAGGCCAUCUUCGAGAAGCUUGGCAAUGUGUUCGAGAAGGCAGUUGCAAACAGUCCUUAUGCGACUCUGCGACGCUUGCUCGUGCCUACCUUAUCGAACAGAGUCAAAUAUUACGCACCUGCUCAGCAGCUUGAACAGGCUGUGCUACUCAAUGAGUUCCAAAUACCUUCGUACGAGGCAACGGGCUGGGGAAAAAUUGUCGGCAGUCUCACGUCUGACAUGCGACAAGGUCUAGACGAGUGGUUGCAAGAGUGGCACUCAAACAACCAGAGACUAGUUCUUGACGAGUCCACGGUUGCUAGCCUGUCAAGAAAGAUCACGCUCUCAGUUGAAGUCCCAACAGUAGACGUCUUGCACACUGUCACCCUUCACCUUGAUAAAGACGACUCUACUAGAGCAGUCACCAUUGGCCGUCCAAUAUCCGCCAUACUUGCCAUCAAACACACAACACGCUGGGCCAGUGCGGACCUAACGACAGACACACCUCUAGCCUUUUCAUACACCAUCGAUGCUCCUACAGACGGCCCAUGGCUCGUGGCUGGACCAAAACGCUCACGAUUCAACUACAAGCCGGAUGAAGAAGAGACCAAGAUCCCUCUCGUUCUGGUGCCCCUGAGACCUGGCAUGCACCUUCUACCUUCUGUGGACAUUCAACCAGUCACUACUUCUACUAGCAGCUCUGAUUCGAGCGGACCAUCAAGAUUACUGAGUCCUGGACAAAGUGGUGGACCUCUCGAGGAAGACACAAUGCAGCCCCUAUUCAGCUGUGAGACUGAUUAUCGCAAUUCUGGCGAGACUGUCCUGGUAGUGCGAGAAGCAAGAACGACUACAGUGACGGUGAGAGAACGGGAUCUUAUGCCUCCACUGCAGAGGAUACCCACUGCUACAGAGUCGGGAGGCAAACGCACCUUCAUCGUCCUCAUCAUCGCCACAGUCACCUCCUUUGUGGGCAAGCUGUUCUGGGACGGCAAGUACAAGAACCCUCCCAAGGAGGCAAAGAAGAAGUCCAAGAAGAGCAGCAGAGGAGGCUCUGGUUACAAGCCUGCCAGACAUGAAAACUAUGAUUCUGAGGCUUGCAGAGGUUCUUACUUUGAUGAUUGA